GACCAUGAGCAUAGCAACAGAAAACAUGUCGGAAAGCAGUUUAUUUUGAAUAUUUUGUAUUGCGAUAUUUCUUAAUUUUAGAGGUCAUGGCAUCUGCGGGAAUCGUUUUAUGCGAUUCUUCUGAACUAUACAAUCUUUUAAAUCAGACUUCACAGUUUCCAUGUCUUAGCAAUCCUAGCUACAUGCUGUUACUGGAUACGAGGAAAAGAAGUGAGUUCAAUGAAAGUCACAUUGUUACGGCAAAGUUUGCACCACGGAAUGACAUUGGGGCUUUCCUUGUACCAGACAAUGCUGAACUGGAAACCAAAGUUCAUGUUGUCAUUUAUGACAACAAUACGAGCUCACUUAAGGACAAAGGAAGUUCUGCUUUAUCUUGUGCUAAAUUGAUGUGGGAAAUGGGAAGCAAGAAUCCAGUUAAAGUUGUCAAAGGUGGAUAUGAGCAAUUUUCAGCAUUUUAUCCAUUUUUAAGAACACAGAAAAUGAUAUAUAUGCCAAGGGAACUUGAUGAAAUUGUCACUUAUCCUUUGGAAGUUAUUCCWCAAUUUCUGUAUAUUGGAAAUUUCCAGCAGUCCCAAAAUAAAGCAAUCAAAAAAGUUUUAAAGGUCAAGGCACAUGUCAAUGUUUCCAUGGAAACAGAUAACAUGUUCUCCAAAGAUACAGUAAURCUAGGAAAAGAUGAGAAAAAGAUUAGUCCACUGCUGAAUAUCCCAAUAGAAGAUGACAGUGAGGCAGACAUAUUCUCUCAUUUCCAAGAUAUUGUCAGUUUUAUUGACGAUCACAACAUUGAGGAUGGUUAUACAGUUUUGAUAUACUCCACUUUGGGCAUCAGCCGCUGUAUUACUAUUGCUAUUGCCUAUAUCAUGUGGUACAAGAAAAUUUCUUUAAAGGAUGCCUACAAUCAUCUAAAGAAAUGCAAACAAAACAUCCAGCCUACAAGAGGYUUCAUUCAACAGCUUGCAAARUGGGAAUUACAGCUUUUUGGAAAGACGAUCACUGAUAUUGAUGAAACUAAUUAUUGAUGUUUUUAUUGUAUUAUAAGUUUUGUAAAUAAUGGUUUUUAAUUUAUUACCUGCUGGUCUAAAUAAUACUGUAUAGUCAGUGACUACUUUCAUUAAAGUACCCGGUGGUUUUGAAGUUAUAAUAACAUCCACCAGCUUAUCAUACUAAUUAAGAAAAAAAUGAGACUUUCUUGUUAGCAGUAAACGUGAUAACAACAAGAAAUAUGGCAGAUUUUAUCAUAUUGUGAUGAUUUGAAUUGUAACCACGAUACUGAUACAUUAUAUGAGGAUGACAGCCCUGUUAGUGAAAACCUUGACAGUUUGUAAAGUCAAUAUAGUUUUUAAAGAGUGACAAUAAACUAUAUAUUCAAUGCAAA
Exaiptasia diaphana is the source of this 1375-nucleotide messenger RNA. Its product is annotated as serine/threonine/tyrosine-interacting-like protein 1. The record is from RefSeq and is a predicted model, not a curated record. Gene Ontology annotation, molecular function: pseudophosphatase activity; protein phosphatase binding; protein tyrosine/serine/threonine phosphatase activity. The transcript is spliced from 10 exons. Gene Ontology annotation, biological process: protein dephosphorylation; positive regulation of intrinsic apoptotic signaling pathway; negative regulation of cytoplasmic stress granule assembly. The coding region runs from base 87 to 1019 and encodes 310 amino acids. Gene Ontology annotation, cellular component: mitochondrion. Lineage: Eukaryota; Metazoa; Cnidaria; Anthozoa; Actiniaria; Aiptasiidae.